AUGACUCCUGUAGAAGCUAUACAAAAGAAACAAGUUAAUGCUAUGUCUUCUUUACUUUACAAUAGUGAGUUAGAAGGUAGAAAACAUCAUGUAACUGAUUGUAAUUGGUCUUCUCAAGUUUAUUAUAUCUGCGAAUCUUUAGUACAAAAAAAUCAACCUAUCUUAUACUGGUUAGAAGAUAAUGAAGACAAUAGUCCUAAAAGAUCUUUUGUUAGAGAAGAGCUUCAAGUCAUAAAAGAUGUGCAAUUACCUUCUUAG
Molecule: messenger RNA, 258 nt
Organism: Cetraspora pellucida
Lineage: Eukaryota; Fungi; Glomeromycota; Glomeromycetes; Diversisporales; Gigasporaceae
Source: the annotation of a GenBank genome assembly